Trichomonas vaginalis G3 is the source of this 1419-nucleotide messenger RNA. Its product is annotated as ankyrin repeat and SOCS box-containing protein 4 family. The coding region runs from base 1 to 1419 and encodes 472 amino acids. Lineage: Eukaryota; Parabasalia; Trichomonadida; Trichomonadidae. The transcript has a single exon. The record is from RefSeq and is a predicted model, not a curated record. Gene Ontology annotation, molecular function: protein binding.
AUGUCCGAUCAAGACAUUCAUCCAGAUAAAUACAGUGAAUUACGUAAUAUCUAUAAAUACUACAUUGAUUCAUUUAAUGCGUUGUAUCAACUAAAAACAGAAAAUGAAGAAGAAUUAAAUAAGAUUUACAAAACGAUCAAAACAGAAUUGAUUGAUUCAAAGAAAUAUCUUCCUACAUAUGUAAUAAAAUGUAUAUUAAAAAUCAUUCCGUAUAAUAAUCGCUAUACAAAGUCAUAUUUCUCUCUCGUCAAACUCAUUGUUGAUGAAUAUCAUGUGGAAGAGGUCAAACAAACUCCAAACAUUUCUAUUCUCCUGUUUUACAAAGAAUAUGGAAUUAAAUUAAGCAAGUAUGAUGAUUUAACAAUAAUUAACUCAAAAAAUCUCGACAUUCAUACAGGAAAUACAAUAUACAGAGCGAUUAUGUAUAAUGACUUAGAAAGAUUCAUCCAAUUCACAGAAAGAGAUGAAUUUGAUAAAAAUCAAAGACUUAAAAGUAGUUUAUAUCCAAAUUCUGAAGAUGGAUUUUCAUUACUUGAAUUAUGUUGUUAUCAUGGAUCAGUUGAUUGUUUUAAGUUAUUAAUAUCAAAAUAUAACUCAGAAAUAACUCAAACAUGUCUAGCAUUAUCAUUUUUAAGUGGAAAUCCGGAUAUCAUGAGUGAAUGUUUGAAAUAUCAAAAACCAAAUGAAAAAUGCAUGAUGUAUGCAAUUAUUUCACACAACAUUGAUUUUGUUACAUUCUUAAUGAAUGAAUACAAUAUAAAGAUAAAUUUAUAUGAGUGUGGAAAAUAUAAAAAUCUUGAAUCAUUUUUAGUUUAUUAUGAUCAAACUAAUGAUAUUAACAAAUGCUUUUUUAAUUCAUGUAUUAUUAAUAUUCCAUCACUUUUAGAUUAUUUCCUUUUACAUGGUGCAAAUAUUAAUGGAAAAGAUGAAGAUGGAGAAACCGCACUUCAUUCCGCAGUAUUCAAAGGUAGUAUAGAAACAAUUGAAUUUCUUCUUUCACGUGGUGCAAAUAUCAAUGAAAAAGAUGAAGUUGGACUAACUGCACUUCAUGUCGCAAUAUUCAAACGUGAGAAAGAUAGUGCCGAACUUCUUAUUUCACAUGGUGCAAAUAUCGAUGAAAAAGAUGAAAAUGGAAGAACCUCUCUUCAUAUCGCAUCUCUAAUAAAUGAUAAAGAGACAGCUGAACUUCUUAUUUCACAUGGUGCAUAUAUCAAUGAAAAGGAUAAAAAAGGAAAAACAGCUCUUCAUUAUGCAGCAGAAAAAAAUAAUAAAGAAAUUGCUGAACUUCUUAUUUCACAUGGUGCAAACAUCAAUGAAAAAGAUAAAAAUGGAGAAACCGCUCUUCAUUAUGCAGCAGAAAAUAACCAUAAAGAGACUACUGAACUUCUUCUUUCACAUGGUGCAAAUAUCAAUGAAUAA